UUUUAACAAUCUUCCUUCAUAUAAAAUCUUUUUUUGUUUGUGUGUUUCUGAUUUUUUUCUCUGUUAGUUUGGACCAUGGAGGACAUUUCAGAAUCAAACCAGGACUGAGAAAAUAUGCCUGUGAUCUCACACUGGAUCCAAACACAGCACACACUCAACUCAUCCUGUCUGAAGACUACAAAAAAACAACAUGUGUGAAAGAUCAUCAGCCGUAUCCUGAUCAUCCAGACAGAUUUGCGCAACAGGAGCAGGUUAUGUGCAGAGAGAGUCUGACUGGACGCUGUUACUGGGAGGUUAAAUGGAGCGGCUCAGGUCAUGUAGCCGUGACAUAUAAAGAAAUCAGCAGGAAAAGUGGCAUUGACUGUUGGUUUGGUCUCAAUGAAAACUCCUGGAGUAUGUAUUGUUCUGAUAUGAAUUAUACUGUCUGGUACAAUAAUAACAGCACUGAUGUAUUUGGCCCUUCAUCCCACUCUAAUAGAGUAGGAGUGUAUCUGGACUGUCUGUCAGGCACUCUAUCCUUCUACAGCGUCUCUGACACACACACACUCUCACACAUAUACACAUUCAACACAACACUCACUGAACCCCUCUACGCUGGAUUUGGGGUUUAUCCUGAAGCUUCUGUGUCUCUUUGUCAGAUUUAACAAAAUUUGUGAAGAACCACAGAGACCUGGGAAAGAAAUUGCAAAUACUGUUGCAAUUGUGAAAUAAAUUCAGCUUGUAAUAUAAAUUUGCAGUGUGAGAUACAAAGUUGCAGUUAUGAGAAGUAGUUGCAUUUCCAAGAUCAUAUUGUCAUAUUGUACAAGUCAUAUUGUAAGAUAUAAAGUCACAAUUACCAAAAAUUCCCACUUUUCAGAAAGUCGCCAUUGCACGAAAAUUAAUUAAUCAAAUUCGACAUACAGUUCACAUGGAUAUUACUAAUCAAAUAGCCAAUUAAAUGUAGAGCGCUGUGAAUUUGAAGUUGCAAGAUAUUCUGGGUUGCAGUGGCAUUCAGUGUAUCAACAAGGUUUCCCUUUAAUGAGCAAUGACUUCCCUUUAAUGUGGAAAGACUUCCACAAGUGCAAAUAAAAGAUGUGAUUGGUUGGAUUUUCUGUCACAUUGUUAAUGUAAAUGAUAUGGAAAUCAUAAUGUUAUAUUGAGUAGAAUUAACAAAAUGUGUUCAUACCUGCAUAGGUGUGUAUUUGUGAGUGUUUUCCUCUUUGAGUCAUGAAGUUUUCAUUUGCUGUGUUGGCUCUUCUUCCCUUUUUCACCGUAAUUACAUGGGAGUUGGUUUUAUUUGAGCUCUCAGACUUAUUUUAUAUUUUUUUAAAUUUCCAGAAUCAAAGGUGAUGGUCUGUAGAAGCAAUCUGGGCUCUUCAUUUGGUGUGAUCUUAUUAAAGCUACUGUAGAUGUCGUCACUGUUUCAGAGGAUCCACAGACUCAGUUUCAUCUGCUGGA
Messenger RNA from Sinocyclocheilus grahami, 1437 nucleotides. RefSeq names its product stonustoxin subunit beta-like. The record is from RefSeq and is a predicted model, not a curated record. Gene Ontology annotation, molecular function: protein binding. NCBI's taxonomy places the organism in Eukaryota, Metazoa, Chordata, Actinopteri, Cypriniformes, Cyprinidae. The annotation marks the transcript as partial. The transcript is spliced from 2 exons.